CGCUCGCGCCGCCCUCGCCUACGGUCUCCUGAUCAAUCAACAAGCCGCUGCAGGCCAGGCCCUAAACGCAGGGCCCUCGUUCGACGUGAGACCAGGGGGGCCCUUUACGCGCUCACGCACCGUCUCACCCGCUUAUCACACGGUGUGAGCGCCGUGAGGGGCCAAAGAUGGAAGCAGCCUCGGUGCAGGCGCAGGCGCAGUGCGGGGUCUGACUGACGGGCCUGGAUCGGGGGGGCCCAAUCGAUGAGAUCAGGAUCGAUCAUUCAACGGCGGCAGCCAAGGCGACAUCUUCUCCUUCUCCCGAUACGACGACAUUAGAUAUUCGCAAUUCAUAUUCGCACUCCAUGAGCGGGGACAAGGAUGGACGCGAUGAUGGCGGGGUAGCCUCCCAGCCUCCGCAGCCUGGACUACAUCAAUUGGUCACCCUCCCCUUUGCUCUGCACAUCGACCCACUCCCCUCUCUCCACUACCAAGCGGUACCCCGCAACAGCAGCGACGUCUCCCUCCCCUCGACGGCAGAGGAGGACCCGCUCGAGCUCGCGCAACCGCACAACUCUGCAAUAGGCAACAACCUCCGCCUCCAACCGUUGAUCAUCCAACCACCCGCCCACGACCUGCAGACCAUCUCCUACCUCCUCGAGCACUCCCGCGCGACAGAGGCAGUCCCACACUUCGCAGCGCUUCUGCGCCUCCUCGCUGCAGCGGACGAUGACCCUCACUUCUCAGCACUUAUCGACUUCUUCGACGCCCGGUAUGACCUGCAGACGGGUCGUCUCGUAGGCGACACCUCCACCGCCCCUCUUCCCACACGUCGUCCAGGUCGACUAGCCCGUAUGGUCUCACGCAAACGUCGCACCUCAUCCAACAACAAUGGCAACUCAGCAUCGCGCCCCUCCUUCUCGCUGGGACAGAGCGGACACAUCCUCUCGCCUACAGCAGAGGGGGACGAGCUGGCCGUAUCACUCGACGACGACACGAUGAGUCUGGCAGAGGAGAUUAUGCGUGCUCGCUCGCAUAGCGGAGGAGGCGCAGCGGCCGGGAGGACGGCACCACAGCUAGUCGUAGGGGCGGCUGCGAAUCGCAGCGUCAUCUUCCCUGUGAGGUUGGACCUGCACAAUGCGGGGAAAGGCUUGUGUCCACCGCCGCCUGCGCCCAUCUUGUCGCGGGGUCGAGGAGCGAGUGAGAGCAGCGGGGUGCGCGCCAGCGAGGGGAGCGGGCUGCGUCGCAUCCUCUCGCCAGGCUCAGACCACUCAUCGCACGAUGAUUCGCACGAUUUGACAAGGCAGACCAGCAGCGGCACCGCCGAGUCGAAGCAUCGCCGCAGCUCCACGCUGCAACGCAUCCUCAGCAGCCGUCGCAAGUCCCGCCGCCGCGAUCCCAGCAAUGGCAGCGCAGUCAGCGUCGAGAGCGAUGCACCUCCUGUCCCUCCCAUCCCAUCGAGCCCAAUCGAGGACAGCAUGGCGGCUCUCAGCUUCGACUCGGCGGGCAAUCCACUCAGCCCACUAGGCCAAGGCGAUUCAUUCGACCCCGUCUUCCUCUCCUCGGACGAAGGGCACGGUGGAGCUUUUCUCCCCGCAACGAAGGACGGCCUCAACAACGAAUGGGCGGGGAGCGCGAGUGGGUCACCCGAUUUCCUCACCCUCCUCCGCCAAGCAUCAGAAACGGCUCUCAGCCUUCCGUCCUCCGCUGCCUCACCCUCCUCACCGAGCGCGAAAGCCAAGGGCAAACAGUCCGCAGAACCCGGCCUCGAAGCUUCGCAUCGCCCGCCUUCCACCAAGUCCAGCCAACACGACGAUGAUGCCGAGUUCGAGGACAACAUCUUCUCCAAGUGCGCGCGAGGGGAGACGACCGAAGAGGAAGAGCUCUGGUGGCCUGCAGGUGCCACAGACCCGCUCCCACUCGCCAUCUUAUCUGCUUUGGCACCGGCAUUUGGGUGGGGAGGGGUGUUCGAGCUUUGCUACGGGCCAGGGUCGCCAGGCCACGCCUCCAAGCAGCUCAGAGCCUUGGGGCUGGCAGCUGCGCAGGCUAAUGGCCGCGAGACGCAAAGUGAAGACACGUCUACCCACGCGCGCACGUUCGCCGACUGGCAGCGUCUCCUCUCCAGCAUGAGUCGCUGGGUCGAGCUCUACGAGAUGACGCGUAUACGCGGCGGUCUCUCGCGCGAGAUCGGUCUAGACCUUCCCGCCGAGACGACCACGCCAUCCCCCUCCCCAUCAUCGGCGCCCGCGCAAUACACCCUCACCUCCUCCAUCCCCUCCUCCGUAGUCCACGACGCCACAACCCGCUCCCACGCAUAUCGCCGUCGCAUGGGCAUACCGGACGGCCUCCCCUGCCAGCCGGACGGCUUUGAGCCAGGCGACUAUCGUUGGUCGCGUCAGAAGUUAGGCUCAGCGAGCGUAGCAACGGCCACGACGCUCUCUGCCGCCUCUCUCGCGCAUUACUUCUCGGCGAUGGCACGUGAGCCCUGGGUGUACGAAGCCGCAUGGGAGCUCGACUAUCUCGAGGCACUUGUGCUCAAGAAUCCAGUCAUCGCUGAGCGAUUCCCACCGCCAGGGGCCAGAGCGGUCACCGCUUUGCCGGCGCCGGAACCGCCUAGCCCGGGGGACGAUCGGCAGCACCUUCUCCCGCGGGCUUGUCCCAACCCCACGUCCUCCGGAUGUAUGGAGGUGCAAGCUUGGCGCGAGUGGCUACAAGGGUUGGAGGCGGGGAAUGUCGUUACGCCAGUGGUCUCGGUGCAGGCUUGGUGGACAUGCAUUGCGCUUUUGAACGAAGCAGUGCCACAGGGCCUGGAGGUGCAGAUCUUGGGUGGGGGAGAGGAUUGGCGAGAGGUGCGCGUGGGAGAGGGGGAAAGGGGCGUUUAUAUCUAGGCGUGCGACGUGCGUGCGACGUGCGUGCGCCAUGUGUACUACGUUGUCGCGGAGUCGCAGAUGCAAUAUGAGAUACCCUGACGUUGUACGUACCGCGAUGCGUUGCGACCCGCUCGGGAUGAAGAGACGGCCCGGCGCGGCCUCCACCCCCGCGGGCACUUGCAAGACGCCGGCGGUUGA
This is a messenger RNA of Jaminaea rosea, 3047 nucleotides long. RefSeq lists its product as hypothetical. The record is from RefSeq and is a predicted model, not a curated record. Lineage: Eukaryota; Fungi; Basidiomycota; Exobasidiomycetes; Microstromatales. The transcript has 2 exons. The coding region runs from base 345 to 2867 and encodes 840 amino acids.